This is a messenger RNA of Triticum urartu, 278 nucleotides long. The record is from RefSeq and is a predicted model, not a curated record. NCBI's taxonomy places the organism in Eukaryota, Viridiplantae, Streptophyta, Magnoliopsida, Poales, Poaceae.
AUGGCUGAAACUGAAGAAUUUUUAGUACGCAGCCUGAAGGUUACUGAUAUGUCAGCACACACGGCGGCGCGAUGCAGGCACGGCAACCUGGAGCGCGCGCUGCAGGUGAUGGAGCGCAAGAUGCGGUCCAGCGGCAUCGAGCGGCUCAUCAAGCGCCGGACGGAGCACCACGUCAAGAACUCGGAGAAGCGCGUGCUCGCGCGCAAGGCGCUCAUGGCGCGCGUCCGCUCCCAGGAGCUCGGCAAGAGCCUCCGCGACAUCCUCAUCAAGAAGAUCAG